AUGGCGAACGUGCGAGAUAGUGAUACAUCUUUGUGGCUCCACAAUAAACUUGGAACAUCGAAUGAUUCGUGGACAAGUGGUUCAAUUUGUACACAAUUAAAUGCGGAAGUUCUGAAAAAUAUCAAAGAUUGUUUUCCAGAUUUGCAAACUCAAGUGAAACUAAAAUUACUGCUAAGUUUCUUUCAUAUCCCGCGCAGAAAUGUUGAAGAGUGGAGAAAUGAAUUGGAAGAGAUCAUUGAAGUGGCCGCCGUGGACUCAGAUUUAUGGGUGGCGAUGUUGGCCGAGGUCCUCAAGACGUUCCCCUCGGCCGGUACACUUAAUACUGAAAUAGCGGAGUUUGAUGAAACCCGUCCAAUAUUCAGUGACAUGAUUGGAGAGCUGAGGAGGGCUUUAGCUAAACAUUCAGACCUUGGACUGCUACCUCUUGAGUGCCUAUAUUUGAAUAAGAAUGCUUUAGUUUCUGUGGUAGGACAACAACCGAACCCAGUAAAACACUUCACGUUGAAGCGCAAACCGAAGUCGGUGGCGCUGAGGAGUGAGCUCUUAGCCAAGGCGACGGAGGUGCAAGCCAACCAGAAGAAGGCGCAGGCGCCGACCGUGCCCGUCAGGAGCAGGGGCAUGCCGCGCAAGAUGACGGAUACUACGCCCCUAAAGGGCCUGCCGUCCCGCUGGGCGGCGCGCGGCGGGCGGCCCGCGCCCGCGCCGCGCCCGCCGCCGCGCGCCGGCAUCAAGCUGCUGGACAUCGCCGAGCAGCCCGCCACGCACGCGCAGAUCAAGAAGCGCAGGAAGCUGGAAAUGGAGGAAGGCCUGGCCAACAAAAAGGCGCCUCCAGCCGCCCCCGCGUCUCCACCACCGGAUUACGCGAAGGGACUCAACUACACUCUGCCCAAACCGGAAGAUACACCCAACACGAGCGCGGCGGGCGCCCCCUCGUCUCCCCCGCCCCCCGCCGAGCGCGCCGCGUCCCCCGCGCCGGGCGCCGCCCCCGCCGCUGCGCCUGCGCCGCUGCUGCUGCAGCAGGGUACCGCAGCAAAACCUAUAGUUAUUGGCCAGCAACCGAAACUCCUUAUAGCGGGGCAGGCGGGAGGCAAGCCAGUGCUGCUCUCCGCUCAGAACCUGCUCAACACCUCCGCUGUCAUCCUGCAGCCCGGCGGGAAGGCUGUCUUGUUGCAGAACAUCAAGUCGGUGAACCAGCCCGUGGUAGGCCAGCCCCGCGGCGUGCCGAUGCCCGCCUUGCACACGGCGCAGGCGCAGCCGCAACAACACAACUUGCAACAAAUCGCUCAGACGGUGCAACUCUCUCAGCCGGUGCAGCAGGCCCCGGCGCCGAUCCCCGCGCCCCAACAACAACAACAACAACAACAACAGCAGCAGCAACAACAGCAACAACAACAGCCCUUGUUGCCAAGGAGGGGACUCUCGCUAACGCGCGAUCAAAUGCUUGAAGCCCAGGACAUGUUUAGGAACGCGAACCGCGUCACGAGGCCGGAGAAAGCCCUCAUACUUGGCUUCAUGGCUGGGUCUAGAGACAACCCCUGUCCGAACCUAGGCAACAUAGUGACAAUAAAACUAUCAGAAAACAUAGAGAAUGUACUGCAAUCCGACGACACAUACCUUACUAUGCUGUCAGAGAUGCACUUUCAAAUGAACUACAACAACGGACAAUGGACGAGACUGAAGAAAUACCGACACAUAGACGGCAUGGUGCCUCAGAAGAUACCCCCGGGCUCCACUGUCAUACCGGCAAACAGCCAGCAGCCGGUCGUCUCUAUAGCCAAUCAGAGUGUUAGUUAAGUGAUAAGUGCGAGUGUUAAGUGCUAAUUGUUUAAAACCUUCAAUGCCUGAAGAGUAGUGGAGAAAAGUGUGAAAACUCAUCGCUGAAGAGUGAUGGCAACGAUUUUUUUACAUUUCUGGGAUGUAACAUUGAGUUUUACAUCUUAUUGUUGAAGAAUAAGGUUUGAUUUGCCUUGAAACGUGAUUUUCUUUUUAUUCUGAGACAUUGAAUGCAAUCAAGAAGUCUUAUUUAUCGCUGCAUUAGGCAUAUAGUGUUCUAAGAUUUAGAUCUUUUUGCUGCAUCCUUAGAUCCAAUAUAUUAUGCAGCGACAGCCUUUUUAAAAUGGAAUGGACAUGACAUAACUUGAAUGCAAAACCAGAUAGUGUUUAAAACUUACCACUGAAGAAUAAACAUAUUAAACCAUUAUCAAAGAUAUUAUAACAAGAGGCAAUGGAUGAGACUGAAAAAAUACCAGCAUGGUGCCUCAGAAGACCCGGGUACUACUGUUAUUCCGGUCAACAGCCAGUCUACUCCACAACCAAUCAGAGAGUUAGUUAAGUGAUAAUUGCAAGUGUUAAGUGGAGUAAUUUAGUGUGAAACGUCAUCGUUAAAGAGUGAUGGUUUGCAACGAUGUUUUUAUUCUGGGAUGUAACAUCAAAAUUUUUUGGACCUUUUUGUUUUAGAAUAAGGUUUGAUCUGCCUUGAAACAUAAAGAUGUUUUUAUUCCGAGGCAUAUAUAUUGAAUGGGAAUAAAUGCACACCCAUUAGUAUUGCUAAUUACGAGCAUUUGAUAUAUUUUGUUACAAAUAGAAGUUUGUACCUUAUUGCUGAUCCAUUUUGCAUUGCAAUGAAAUUUUACGUCAUAUUUGCGAUAAACCAAUUUACCCAUUUUCAAAUAUGUAUAGAUGAAAUGUGUUUUAUUUCAUAAAUUAACCAAAACAUAUGGUUAAAUGUAUGCCUUCAUAAAUAUUGAAACAACAAAAUCUGCUUAAAUUUUGCAGGGGGCAUAUUUAAGUAGUAUCUUAUAUAUAGAGUUGAGAAUAAUAUAAGAUCAUAAAAGUGGCAAGAACUGGUAAUUGAAAGCUCACGGCUAAUAGUUGUGACAUCAUAACGUUUUCAUCUUGCUUCCCAAAUCUGACAAUUAUUUGACAAUGCAAGACAUGACACAUCAUUCCUAUAGUUUCGAGUACAAUUUGGCAUUUCAAUUGUCUUAUAUUAUUCAAAUGACGUUAAAAUUAUGAUCUCAAACUAUAUGGACUUAUUCUCAGUAUCAUUUUAUAGUGCCAAAAUUAUCGUAAAACAUUAGAAUUUGUUAUAUAUAAAGUGUGAUUCGGCUUGGGACGUUUAUAUUUGUAAUUGAUUUUGUUUUAAAAUAUAUGUGAUAAGCGUUUAUUGUAAAUAAUGAGAUGUUAUUCUUAUACUACACAUUAUUGCUAAUGAGUGAUUCGGCGUAAAUUCAAUGAAAUUCCGAGACGAUAUUCUGCAAAUUUAACUACCUAAAAGUAUGUAGGGAGUAUGUAUUUGUAAUAAAACAACGCGCGUCGCGUAUAAAUUAUGUACGUACCCCGUUAUCUCUUAUGUAUUGGAUUAGACAGAGAAGGAGGGUAACGAAAAAGUUUCUAAUUGGUCAAAUUUAAAAUAUAUGGAAAGAUAAAGGUCAUUCAAGUUAAGCAAAAAUGUGUAUUUUCAUGUUUUCAAGUGUUCUAUAUGAAGAGAUAGCUUGCACUUUUAAUAACUAUGGAGUUUGAUUUUGUGACACCAGAAUCAAAUUCGUGACUAUAAUUACUAAACGUGGCUAACUCUUAUUCUUUUAUGUAACGCUUUAAAUGUUUGGGAGAUAGAUUUUAUACUUCGACGGUAAAAUGUAUACUUAGAAAAAAACAUCUAUUAAUCUUGCACUUUAGUAAAGUUUUAAAGUAAUAAUAAAGCGCCCAUAUACAUAUGAUGCUAAAGUAACAUUAUACUUCAUCCUAAUGAAACCUACACAUUGAGGCAACUGAAUGUGUAAGAUCCAAACUGAUCGGGGCCCAUUUGCCCCAUCGAUGGUGAAGAUGAUGAGACCAAUUAGUAUCGUAUAUCGUGGUGCAAAACCACAAAUAUGAUCACGAACGUUGAUAUGCCUUAUCUUCUGUCUUUUUCUAUCUGCCCUCGUCAUGGCAUACUUCUCUCUUUCUGCCCCCAUACACGGUAAAUAAGACAUCUCUUACAUUUUCUCCCAGAUGAGAUAUAUACAAGAUUUACUUAUGAGAGAUUUAAGUUUUCAAAAAUCGAUUUUAGAAGCACAAAAUCUUUAAUGAGCAGGGAUUUAUAUUCGACGAUUGUGUGUUUUAUUGUAAUACUUUAAGACCCAUUUUCGUACGGACGGACGUAUUUGUUUGGUUCGGAUAAUUUUUGGCGGGAUUGUAGGCUGGUUGGUGGGUUCAUCAAAUAUAAAGUAUAUGUCUUCUCUCUCUCUUUUUUAUUACAACAGUUGACCUCAAAGAUCAAAUAUAAGGUAUAUGUCUUCUCUCUCUUUUUUACUACAACAGUUGACCUCAAAGAUAGACAAAGAGGGUAGACAAUACAUUAAUGCCUCGAGAGAGGUCAUAAGACUUGUCAACGUUCGUGAGUGGCCCCACUGGUAUUCCGGUAAAAAGGUCACGGGGCAGUCGCUUCCUGUGACCGUCUUUGGAGCAUAAUAAUUUGAAACGCGAAAGAUUUAAAGUUGACUGUGAAAUGACCAAUUGUUUGAAUGUUUGUAUGAGAAUAAAAUGUUAUUUUGUGUCUAGGAUUACUUCUUAGAAUUAAUAAGUACUAUGAAUAUCAAUAUAAUGAUAAAAAUAUCUUCUAAAGCUUUCAAUUAUAUUUUGAGAAUUAGCGGCAUGCUACAUGCUUUUUGAGUAAUAUUAGAUUGUUUGAGUAAUAUUAUGUAGCCAAUUUGAUGGAAUUCUUAUGUAUAACCGAUUCAUAUGAAACUAUUAACAUUAUGAUUUUCUGUUAUAAACGAUUAGCUUUUUUAAAAUAAAAAUGUUUCAUACUCUAAUUCGAUUUCUGUUAAGAAAUUUAUACAAUUUUAAAACUUAUCAACUACUAUAAAAUAAGGGGUUUCGUUUAUGAUAGGAAUUUGUAAGCUGCGUAUAAACUGGGCCAACAGAUUUGGUUUUGCUAGCCUUCGUUGGUCCCAUAGAAUUCGAAAUAAUAGUACUGGUUAGUUUGUCAUCGCAAAUACCAAAUCUGUCUUUCAACUUAUUUGUUAGGUAUCCAACAGCGCAGAAAACUGCGUGCGUUGCAAUACGAUGACAUAAUUCCUAUAGUUUCAUGGCAGUUCUAUUGCCUUAUAUUAUUCCGAUAUCUAUGAGUGUCACUAUUUCACCGAACACUGCCUUAUUAUUCGCCGAUGAGGUGUGGAGAGCUGCUUCUACGACCAAUAGUAUUAGAGCGUUAAUAUAAACAUUUUUAUUGGAUGUUGAUACAAUAGUUUAUUAUUUAAAAAAAUCGCAAUUUUUAACAUAUUCCGUUUAAAUACAAUCGUCGCGAUUGGAUAAAUAAUUAUAUGAAUUUUAUAAUCGCCAAUUCAUACAUCCAGGUUGACAUGACAAUUGUAUUUGAUAAUAAUUUUUAAAUUAAAAAAUACCGGCUUUGUAGUUGGUGCGACCUUACAUGGCGGCGAUCUACGCAAGUGUUGAAAUUAGUGUUGCCGAAUUAUCGAUAUUUGUUUUGAUAACCUUGCAAAUUAUCUUUAAUUUCGAUGGUAUUAACAGCUCAGUUUGAUACGACGGUAUCAAUAACAACAAUACUAUCGACAGUAUAGACUCGAGCGGCAACACUAGCUUAAGUAACAAAGUUUGUACAAAUUAAUUCCUAAAGUCCCUAAAGUCUUAAUAAAUAAUAUCCCAUUAACAAACCAAAAGAUAGUGGUCUCAAAUAUUUAAACCAUUGCAACUGGAAAGAAGGGAAAAACGUACGUGAAUUAUUGAAAUGUCAGAUUUUUUAAUAGUCUCACAAGGUUUAAUUUCGAAAAUUUGAUUUAUGAACUGUAAGAUUCUUGUAAACUAUGAUAGAUAGAUGUUUUCAAAUUUUAGAAAAUUUUAUAAUUUUGUACACUUCAGAAAGCUUAAUUUUUUAUGUUCUCGGAGAAAUGUCAGUAGUUUGUGUUUUAGUUACAUAAAUACUGUUUAUUGGUAAGUUUAAUAGGCCCAAACAAUUGUUGUUAAAAUGAUAAAAAGAAACUGAGAAAUCAUUCGAUGCGACCCUCGUGCCUUUGUAAAAUAAGCCUUAUUACGCGUGAAAUAGUUUCUUUUAGGCGCCAUCACAAUUAAAAAAUUUAAUGUGUAUACGGGAUGUGACAUAAGACGAAAUAUAUAAAAAAAACCGCUCGCUUUAUACAUUGUAAAUUUUUGUCUUUUUUAUAUAUUUCGACAAUUUAUUUGUGGAUAAUUUUAUUCAUACUGAUGUGAAACACUAAUUACGUUGGUGUAGAUGUUACAUCCGGUUUACACGUACUUACAUAAGACGCUUCGCUGUCUUUACUUUUUAAUUGAUAUUCUAUAAUUUGUGUGAAUAUAAAAAUUUUAAAACCUUACCUAAUGUGUUCUUAAGUAAUUAAGAUAUAAACGUUAUUAAUAUACUUACAUCAAUAGAAACUAUGUAAAUCGCAUCGAAAGAUAUUCUUGUUAGUUUUUCUUUUUUGAUAUAAAUAUACGCUGGGAAGUCAUAGAAUUAUGUAUUGAAACAUAUAACUAGUAUAAUUUAGUAAUUUUUGUUUGUUUUUAGCAUUAAAAAUAUGCAAAUUAUGUAUAGAAAAGACGAGAUGUCUUUUUAAAAGGGUUAUUUCCUGUAAGUCAAUUGAUUUAAACUUUUUUUUAGUGUGUGUAUAUAGUGUGCGAACAUAAUGACUUCCAGUAUAUAUAUUUAUAUGUGAAGAUUUGUAAUAAUGAUUUGCUGAUGGCACUCAGAUGUGUUUUAGUAUUCGCUGUAAGUUUUAAGUUUAAACUAUAGUUUUUCAAAAGAUAUUUAAUAUUCACCAUGUAUAUAGUAGAUAGUACAAAAAUAUUAAAAGAAAACUAUUUGAAAUGA
Amyelois transitella is the source of this 6829-nucleotide messenger RNA. It is a transcript of the gene Nelf-A, whose product is annotated as negative elongation factor A. Gene Ontology annotation, biological process: negative regulation of transcription elongation by RNA polymerase II. The record is from RefSeq and is a predicted model, not a curated record. Lineage: Eukaryota; Metazoa; Arthropoda; Insecta; Lepidoptera; Pyralidae. Gene Ontology annotation, cellular component: NELF complex. The transcript is spliced from 11 exons. Bases 1 to 1794 code for a protein of 597 amino acids.